Molecule: messenger RNA, 1927 nt
Organism: Nymphaea colorata (pocket water lily)
Lineage: Eukaryota; Viridiplantae; Streptophyta; Magnoliopsida; Nymphaeales; Nymphaeaceae
Product: probable proline transporter 2
Exons: 7
Coding region: 387-1751 (454 amino acids)
Cellular component (GO): plasma membrane
Source: RefSeq, a predicted model, not a curated record
CGGCCUGAAAGUCUACCGAACCGAAAGGAGGGACGUUACUUCUCUGUGGAACUUCUCGUUCUUCCCUCUCUCUCCCGGAAAGAAAGAGCCGUCUUAUCAGUGUCUGGUCUCUCCCCCUGCCACAGAAAAGGAGUGAAAGAGCAAGAGCAACUCUCCACCCAGAAUCGGAAUAAUCGCGUUUACAAUUGAAAGUUUCUGCGCACUCAUUCAAUGGAUUCCUGUUUUGCUUUAGUCGAGCACAUCGUUUCAUUUCCCUUCUCUUCCCUCCUUUCUCUGCUAUAAAUGAAACCCUGGAGGAACGCGUCCCACUUCUCCACGAGGGCUCCCUCGUGCUUCAUGGUUCCUCUUCCUCCCCACCGCCGUCGGCGCCGUCAUCGUCAGCGUUCAUGGGACACAACCAGCUCGGUUCUCCGCUCGAGAAGUUGUUCGUCGACGAACAUGGUGACGACGCCGGCAAGCUCGACAUUGAUGUCGACGACGGUACCGCUCAUCAGAUCAGCCACGAUCCUUGGUACCAAGUGGCAUUUGUUCUCACCACUGGAGUGAACAGUUCAUACGUAUUGGGUUACUCUGGGACGAUCAUGGUGCCUCUAGGUUGGGCAGUUGGUUCAAUUGGACUGUUUGCAGCUGCAGCCAUCUCGUUGUAUGCGAAUACGUUGCUUGCACGCCUUCAUGAGGUCGGAGGAAAGAGGCACAUUCGAUAUAGGGACCUUGCUGGCCAUAUUUAUGGUGUUUGUGUUGCAGGCAGAACGAUGUAUUCUCUUACCUGGGCUUUGCAGUAUGUAAACCUAUUCAUGAUCAACACUGGUUACAUCAUUUUGGCUGGUCAGUCUUUGAAGGCAAUAUAUGUGCUUUACAGGGAUGACUCUGUGUUGAAGCUUCCUUAUUGUAUUAUAAUUGCUGGGAUCGUGUGUGCCAUGUUUGCCUUUGGAAUUCCACAUUUGUCAGCUUUAGGGGUGUGGCUAGGGUUUUCAACAAUGUUCAGUCUUAUCUACAUUAUAGUAGCCUUGUGUUUAUCCGUGGCAGAUGGAAUUAGGACACCAGCAAAGGACUAUCAUAUUCCAGGGUCAGGAGCAAGUUUAAUGUUCAACUCAAUUGGGGCUGCUGCGAACCUUGUUUUUGCAUAUAAUACAGGAAUGCUUCCAGAAAUACAGGCAACGGUGAAACCCCCUGUGGUUAAGAACAUGCAGAGAGCACUCUUGUUUCAGUUCACUAUUGGCCUUAUACCACUCUAUGCUGUUGUAUUUGCUGGGUACUGGGCUUAUGGUUCCUCCACAUCAUCGUAUCUCCUCAACAGUGUUACAGGCCCAGUCUGGGUGAAAGGAAUUGCAAAUAUGGCUUCCUUUCUGCAGACGGUGAUUGCACUGCAUAUAUUUGCUAGUCCGAUGUACGAGUACCUGGAUACAACAUAUGGAGGAGAUAAUGGUGGACCAUACUCUUUACACAGUAUCUCAUUCAGGAUUUUUGUUAGGGGUGGCUACCUGGCAGUGAACACAUUUGUAGCUGCUAUGUUGCCCUUUCUUGGUGAUUUUAUGAGUCUUACAGGUGCAUUUAGUACGUUCCCUCUAACCUUUGUUCUUGCCAAUCACAUGUACCUCAAGGUGAAAGCCAAUAAAUUAACAAUCCUGCAAAAGUCUUGGCACUGGUUAAACGUUGUUGGGUUUAGUUGCUUGUCUGCAGCAGCUGCUGUUGCAGCCAUAAGGCUCAUCAUGGUAGAUUCAAGAACGUAUCACCUGUUUGCAGACCUUUGAAUAAGGUGGCUGCUCUCAGCUGAAUAUUUACAGCAAUUAAAUUUGCCGAAGGAUAUAUCCACUUUGGCCUUUAUAUUGUUAUAAAGAAAUUCAUGGUGCAUUUAGAUAUCCAAUCAUUGAAACGUCAUGAACAGUUAAAUAUUUGAAGAGAACACUUAAUGGAUGAUAUUUUCUUA